GGCCAGGAAGUGGUCGUAGACGACGAGAACUUCGGCGGCCACGGCAGAACAGCCCGACGGAAGAAAGUCCAGGCUGAACGGAGAUCCAAAAGUAAGACCUGCAAGACAUAUACCCAAACCGUUGGUUUAACUACUCCUGCUAAUGCACACUUGCUAAAGCUUAUCAUGGGAGUGAUGCAUUCCAGCUGUUCCUGGAAGCCUAUCAGCUUUUGCUGUGGAAACAAUGUCACGCUCUGGUUCAUGUCAAGGGGCUUCCCUCAGAACUCGAGUUCUCAGACUGGCGUGUCAAGCGAACUUGAUAAAGAAGAGUACCAGUAUCACAAGCGGAAACUCAGUACUUCACCUCGAGUAAUUGAUUCUUUGGCUCUUUGCUACUUGGGUACCUUGUUACUCCGCCUUCCAGUGAGCAUUGGGUACAUGCAAAAAUGGGUUGCUGAGGAUGAAAUCCCGUUCAUGAGGCCUCUCCGCUUUAUACCCUCAGACAUGAAAGACAGGCUACCUGCAAUAUAUCACAUCGCAUUUGAUACAAAGAAUCUACCCGUUGGGGAUCAAAUUCAUCGAGCUGUUGCGGACUUGAUUGUGCUAUACCACCGUGAUUUUAGCAUAGAGUUUCCGGCCAUUAACUCAUCAUUACUCCUUUUCUCUUAUGUGAAGCAACUCGCUCUACCUAUCGAAGUGUAUUCAGCUGUUAAGCAGCUUAUGAAAAGCGUGGAAUUUACAUACACAUUCCCAAAAGAAAUAACUAGGAGAUUUCAUCGGAUAUACCUACCAGAGGUGCAGCUGAUAUGUCUUGUUAUUGUUGCUACUAAGCUUCUAUUUCCAUUUGAUAACGUCAAAAGAUACCCACAGGCAUUGAACGAUCCCUCCGUUCAAGUUAUAGAUUGGGAAAAAUGGGCUGAAGCUCAAAGUACAUUUGACCGUAGGGGAAUUUCACAAGGAUUCCUCACAAAUGGUGCUGCAAUGCAAGUUACGGAGAUGGAUGCAAUGGAAAUGACACAGCAACAGCUAGAUGAAUACAUGGAUUGGUACGAUAGAUUUUGGGUUGCUGAUAAAGGUGCCAAGGCUUCCAACCCUUUUGCAGAGAUGUUUCCAACAACUAGAGCAGCAGCUACCGAGACGGAUAACCAAGCUAGGCAGACGGAUGAUGAAGCAGUAGUUGAAAAAUUGCAGGCUGUCCUAUCCAGCUUACGAGUUAGGAGGGUAGUUACUGAAGAAGAGGCUAGCAGGCUUAUGAGACCUGUCCCCCGACCAGGAUGCGAUUACCUGCGGUUCCGUUAUGAAUACCAACUACCAGAUAUUGCAAGGAAUUUCUAUGAUACUGCCGCGAAAACCAUUGGCGUGUCUUUGGAAACUCUGGUCCUUGCUGUGUAUCAGACAGAGGCCCGAAUUCACGUUCCAAAGGAGGAAAGCCGGAGAUAG
Trichophyton benhamiae CBS 112371 is the source of this 1419-nucleotide messenger RNA. Its product is annotated as RNA polymerase I specific transcription initiation factor Rrn7, putative. Gene Ontology annotation, molecular function: RNA polymerase I core promoter sequence-specific DNA binding. Gene Ontology annotation, biological process: RNA polymerase I preinitiation complex assembly; nucleolar large rRNA transcription by RNA polymerase I. Lineage: Eukaryota; Fungi; Ascomycota; Eurotiomycetes; Onygenales; Arthrodermataceae. Gene Ontology annotation, cellular component: RNA polymerase transcription factor SL1 complex; RNA polymerase I core factor complex. The transcript is spliced from 5 exons. The annotation marks the transcript as partial. The record is from RefSeq and is a predicted model, not a curated record.